GGUCACAAACGGAAGCCAAUGAAAGGAAAACGUAUUGCUUGACCAACUCAUUUUCACGCCACUUGGAUAUUGUAAACAUUGCUGAUUCACAUACUUGCCGCGUGUACUCAGGUCAUUUACUACGAUACGGAAACGUCUAUGUGUGGUUUUUUUCAUGAAGCGGAGUAGUUGCUUUUAAUUCAAUUGGUCGCUGGUGACUUUUAAUUCGUAGCUGCUAGCUAAUAGCAUAGCAAACACCGGAGUUCCUUAAGUAGCAGCGUCAUGGAUUUUAUCAAUGGACCGUAAAACAGGACGGAAAGUAAUAUCAACUUGAUGAUGACGUCUCUGAAGCUUUUGUCAGUUGACCCAUCAGAUCGAGGCUCGCAAAGAUGCAGGCUGGGUCCAGGUUUGAUGACAGCGCUGGGCUUCAGUGUGGGCUCCCCGGUGCUGGUGUCCCUCCCUGGGGGUAGCUGCCUGUGCAUCGCGUGGCCAAGGCCUGACUUGGCUGAAGGCUUCCUGCAGGUGGACAUGAAGUGCUGCUCCCCAUAUCUCCUCAGGCAUUCCCCUUCACGCCUCACCUUGGAUCCUGAGCAAGUCACACUCGUCCCGUGUCCCAAACUAAAAGGAAUGACGAUAAGCGUGGUCGUCCAAAGUGUUGAAUUUAAGAGAAACACUUCACCUCGUUUUGUUCAUGAGCUUGUGAAAGACAUGCUGAAAGGUGCCUUCGUGCAUAAAGAGCAUGUCAUAAACAUGGAGGACUUUGAUAUGGACAUCCGAUAUGUUGUCAUUAAAAACAUCUAUCCAGAUUCUAACACAGCUGGACUUGUCACUUCCAAAACUAAUGUGGAGAUUGCUGAUAUCCAAACUGUCAGGCACUUCAAGAGCCAUCUGCAGGGGCAAGUCACUGUGCCUCUCGGGGGUCUGGAGGAGGUGUGCACAUCGCUCAGAGAGAUGCUGCAGCUGCCGCUUCUCUAUCCAGGCACCCUGGGUUCUCUUGGGGUGUCAUGUCACAAAGGUGUGCUGCUCGUGGGCCCUCCAGGUGUCGGAAAGACACAACUGGUUCGCAAAGUGGUUGGAGAAGUGGGAGCCAGCCUUGUUGUGGUCAGAGGACCUGAGGUAAACUGCUUUCAAACUCUAUCUACGGUAUCUCCUAUCUACCAAUGGAUUGGGAUGUUCCAGGUUGUGCGUUCCCGCCCAGGGGAGAGUGAGGAGAUGUUGCGAGGUGUGUUCAACCAGGCUUGCGCCGCAGCAGAGGAGGGUCCAUGCGUCCUCUUUUUGGAAGAGUUGGACUCUCUUUUCCCAAGAAGAAGUAGCUCAUCCGCACCUGAGAACCGCCUCGUGGCUCAGCUCCUCACGCUGAUGGACGGGGUGGACCGAUCGGAUCGCUUCCUCGUCAUCGGUGCCACCAACCGGCCGGACAGCUUAGACCCCGCCCUGCGCAGGCCUGGAAGAUUUGACAGAGAAGUUAUCAUCGGGCCUCCUACCUUGCGCCAGAGAGCAGCUAUCUUGUCUGUUCUAUGUGAAAAGAUGCCGGUGUGUUCCAGUGUGGAUUUAAUGGAGCUGGCACAGAGAACCACAGGUUAUGUCGGGUCAGACCUCGGCGCACUCUGCAGGGAGGCCGCCAUGCACGCUAUGCGGGAAAAUGCAAAGGGUUCAGGGGAGCAGACGGUGGCACUGAAACAUUUCCUUGUGGCCCUCAAGCUGGUGCGGCCGUCCUGCCUACGAAGCAGCCUGGGCCGGACGGAUCUUGCUCCCGUGGCCUGGGAGCAGAUCGGAGGUCUGGAUGACAUCAAACUGAAACUGAGACAGAGUAUCGAGUGGCCACUGAUGUACCCCGAAGCCUUCUCCCGCCUGGGUCUGUGUCGCCCCCGUGGCGUCCUUCUCUAUGGGCCCCCAGGGUGUGCCAAGACGACACUGGUCCGAGCGGCAGCCUCGGCCUCAAAUUGUACCUUCCUCUCUGUCAGUGGCGCUGACCUCUAUUCGCCCUACGUGGGAGACUCGGAGAAGGCUUUGUCACAGCUGUUUCGUCAAGCGCGGGCCUGCGCUCCAUGCGUCCUUUUCCUGGAUGAGAUCGACUCUGUGAUCGGCUCGCGUUGCAACGGUCAAGCGCCUAGCAGCGUUCAGACUCGACUCUUGUCCGUGCUUCUCAAUGAGAUGGACGGCGUCGGCCUGAAGACGCUUGAAAGGAUGGGGACGCCAAAGAUCCUCCAGGUCGAGGGAGCAGAGGAAAAUCAGACUGCAGAACAGAUGAGCAGCCAGGACGUGUGCAACAAAGACGUGAUGGUUGUAGCAGCCACAAACCGACCCGACUGUCUGGACAGUGCCCUUCUGAGGCCUGGCAGACUGGACCACAUUCUUUAUGUGCCACCACCAGAUCAACAGGCCCGUCUCGCCAUCCUGAAGGUGUGCACAAAAUCCAUGCCUGUGGCUCCUGAUGUGUGUUUGGACGAGCUGGUUGCUGAAACCGAUCUUUACUCUGGGGCUGACCUGGAAAACCUUUGUAAAGAGGCUGCUCUGCUGGCGUUAGAAGAAAACAUGGAAGCGUCGAGCAUCAAACAUGUGCACUUCCUGCAGUCUCUCAAGAAAACCAAGCCGUCCCUCACAGUCCAGCAAAUCCAAACAUACCAAAUAGCAUCUUGUAAGAAAAUGUAAAGUUCCACCAACAAUUCUUUUUAAUAAAACAACCCCAAAAAAGA
Hippocampus zosterae (dwarf seahorse) is the source of this 2675-nucleotide messenger RNA. It is a transcript of the gene afg2b, whose product is annotated as spermatogenesis associated 5-like 1. The transcript has 9 exons. The coding region runs from base 313 to 2631 and encodes 772 amino acids. NCBI's taxonomy places the organism in Eukaryota, Metazoa, Chordata, Actinopteri, Syngnathiformes, Syngnathidae. The record is from RefSeq and is a predicted model, not a curated record. Gene Ontology annotation, molecular function: ATP hydrolysis activity; ATP binding.